CCCCCCCACUAUUUCAGCACCUUUUCAGUGGCAUAAGGCUUACAACCAACCCCGCCAUGACGACAGCUGGGUUACACAACCGUGCCCCACUACUACUCGAGCCCCAAGGUUCCAUGUUGGGCCGUUGCCAUUCCCUUCUCCAACCCAUCCUUCUCGCAACAAAUAAACCACCCAACCUCAACCGAGACCUCAUCUUCCAACAUCACGCCAUCACCAACACCCUCGAAAAUGGAACCACCUCCACCACCACCGCCCUCCUCCUCGACCUCCACUCCAACACCAUCCCCCUUCCCCCACCUAACCAUCCUCACCCCCUCCAAAACCCACCCCUUCGAACCCCCCAAAAAGAAAAUCACCACCGGCGCCGACCUCCCACACUUCCUCUCCUCGCUCGCCUACCGCGACCUCGGCAUCUUCAUCCUGCAACUCAACCACGCCAUGUGCCCACGCAAGCCCUCCCCCUCCUCCACCUCCACCACCACCACACCCACCAGUACCAGCUCCCAAAUCCGCACCUUCCCCCUCGACGCCCGCCCCGCCGGCGAACCCACCCUCGUCACCCGCCUGCGCGCCGUCCUGCAAGAGCUCGAGCGCAUGAUCGACGACGCGCCGCCGGAAAAAGGCCCGCGGCGCUUCGGCAACAUCAGUUUUCGGCGGUGGCACGCGCUGCUGCGGGAGCGGGUGGACUUGCUGCUGGGCGGGUGCUUGCUGAUGCUACCCGGUGGGGUGUGGGAGGAGUGGGGGCCGGGUGGUGGUGGUGCGUUGGAGGAGGUGAGGGCGUAUUUUGUGGGGGGGUUUGGUAGUGAGCAGAGGUUGGAUUAUGGGACGGGGCAUGAGUUGAGUUUUUUGGCGUUUUUGGGGGCGUUGUGGAAGUUGGGGCUUUUUUUUGAAGGGGGGGUGGAGGGGCAGGGGGUGGGGGAUGGGGAGGUGGAGAGGCAUUUGGUGUUGGGGGUUUUUGAGAGGUACCUCCAGGUCGUGAGGCGGUUGAUCCUGACGUAUAACCUCGAGCCUGCUGGGUCGCAUGGUGUAUGGGGCCUCGACGACCACUCUUUUCUGCCAUACAUCUUCGGGUCGGCGCAGCUUACACGCCCUAUUACCGAGGCCGAGCCCAUGCCGCUGGAAGGCUCCGUCCCUGGCGCACCGCGGCCCUCAGACGUCGCCAAACCCUCCACGGUCGACCUCCACCGCGAGUCGAACAUGUACUUCUCGGCCAUUGGAUUUAUCAACGACGUCAAGACGGGCCCUUUCUGGGAACACAGCCCGAUCCUGUUCGAUAUCUCGGGCAUCAAGGACGGCUGGGGCAAGAUCAACAAGGGCAUGAUUAAGAUGUUCAACGCCGAAGUGCUCUCCAAGUUCCCGGUUGUUCAGCACUUCCAGUUCGGGUCGCUAUUCUCGUGGGAUGCCGAUCCAGAGGCUGCUGUGCCGGCACAGACGGCACACUUGGCAAACCAGCCGAGUAAUGUCAAACCCGCCCCCGCCGGGAGCGGACCGGGGACUGCUGCCCCCUGGGCGCAAGCCACCAAGAUGCCCGGUGCUGCCGCGGGUGUCCCACCAGGACCUGGGAUUCCCUACUCGAGGGCGCCGUGGACCGGCGGAGGAAGUUCGGCGCCGACGAUGCCGAGAGGGGGUGCCCCGGAUACUGGGCCGCCUCCGCCGACGGCCUUUCCACGGGGCAAACUGGGGACAGCGAGCAACCAGUUUGCCGUGACCAAGGCACCAUGGGCGAAGGAUUAGCUUGCGGUUGUUACCUAUCAUGUAAUCUGCGAAGGAUUGUCUUUGGGCGAAAAAGGAUAUGAUACCCAGUCAAAAGAAACUGUUUACUCAUUAG
This is a messenger RNA of Chaetomium fimeti, 1828 nucleotides long. RefSeq names its product rotamase PTPA-1. The coding region runs from base 229 to 1734 and encodes 501 amino acids. NCBI's taxonomy places the organism in Eukaryota, Fungi, Ascomycota, Sordariomycetes, Sordariales, Chaetomiaceae. The record is from RefSeq and is a predicted model, not a curated record. The transcript is spliced from 2 exons. Gene Ontology annotation, biological process: mitotic spindle organization. Gene Ontology annotation, cellular component: cytoplasm; protein phosphatase type 2A complex; nucleus. Gene Ontology annotation, molecular function: peptidyl-prolyl cis-trans isomerase activity; protein tyrosine phosphatase activator activity.